AUGAAGACAAUCACAUCUUUGGCCAGCUUUGUUGCUCUCGGCUCCGCUCUAUUUGCAAAGAGUGCAUCUGCCGAUCAACACUUUGUAAACUUUUAUGAAAUUUACAACGUUCUCUCCGUCACAGGUCAAUUGGAAGUGCCAACAAAAGAUUUGAGUGGUACACCAUACUUGUGGCCCGGUCUUCAACCUUAUAACAAUCAAGGUGUCUUGCAACCAGUCUUAGAUGGAAGAAAUAAAGGCUGGUUCUUCGGCAACAAUUACGUCGGUAAACCUUCCGAGCCUUACGGUGGAGGCGUAGGUGCUCCUCUUGGAAGUACAUUGAGCUAUGUCAUGCGUAACUCAAAUGACGGCAAGAAUAACUGGUAUUCCGAAGUAUCGAAUGAAAACGGUGACAAGGCAAGUUACACGUAUGAACUCGGUCUAACGAUGACACAAGCAAUCUUUGAUUGUGAAUUAUACGAUGUUGAUUGGAACUUUGGCGAUGUUAUUUUCAAGAAUAUCGAAAUUAUUGCUUCAGGUUCAGAUUUGAGCUGGUGCAACGAUCAUCCUUAUUCAAGCUCUGUUAACUACAAGGUUGACGGUGUCACCUCAAGCAAGGGUGAUAACACAGUCUCAUGCAAGAUCGAAAAGAUUACCUUGUCACCUCCAUCAUAAGAGAUUCUCUAGAGAAGUGACUUUUGAGAUCUCAGAACACUUUAUGGCCCUAUAUGCUUUUCUUUAAAAUAUCGAG
Molecule: messenger RNA, 730 nt
Organism: Meira miltonrushii
Lineage: Eukaryota; Fungi; Basidiomycota; Exobasidiomycetes; Exobasidiales; Brachybasidiaceae
Exons: 3
Coding region: 1-654 (217 amino acids)
Source: RefSeq, a predicted model, not a curated record